GCGCACAAGAUUUCUCCCAUUCCAAGUGGGCUACGAAGUAACAUCUCCUGCUUGACCACCUCGGUGGUGAAUGUUGGGCACUUCGCACGGAAUCCCACUUGUGAUUUUCGAAGGAUUGUAUUGAUGCACAACUCUCUUGUUAAGACCGCAGCCAUUCUGAGUCUGCGGAAUGGCGGCGCUGAAGGGGUUUGAUAACACGAAGUGUUUGUGACACACUCGGGAAGUUGACGAUUGGGUUGAGUUCGGGAAUUAUUGGGUGUGGUUUCGUGAAGAAUAAUGUUCGGGAAUUAUUGGGUGUGGUUUUGUGAAGAAUGAUGUAUCGAGGUGUUGAGGUUAGCUCAUUGACCAGAAGAUGGACGGGAGGAGGAAGACCUGCGGGGCGCUUAAGGGACAUGAGAGCUUGCUACGAUUAGUGGGGAAGCGUCGCAAGCUGCACCCUUCUGUUUUCAGCUCUCCCAUCGUCGAAGCCGUGCACCUCGAUGUCAAAGUCCACAAUGAAUUGCCCACCGCGAUUGAGACUUGUAAUGCGGAGGACAAUGCAAGGUCCAUACAGACUGUGGAAGAGAAUGGCAAGGAGAUUCUCUUUCCUGAGUGGGUGACUUGCCCUGUUUGCUCUAAGAGCAUAGAAGGAAACGAUGCUGUCAUCAACAAUCAUCUAGACACAUGUCUUGCAAAGCGUAACAGGCGCAAGAGCACGCAGCUCACACUAUUCAGUACAAUGAAACGGAUUUCGAAGCCCUCGACUUCAGCUGUUAGGAGAAAAGAUGACGCAACACCAGGGAAAAGGACUUCUGUAGUUUCUAAUGUGCCUGAAAAGCAUACUCUAUCAACAUCUCACCUAGCGGAGUCUAAAGUUAUGAACUCAUCUUGUGACGAUGAUUCUCAAGAGGAAUUACCCAUUGCCGUCAAUCCUCUUAAAGGCCACACUGAUACAGAUAUGGGUUUCACUGGAAUGCCCCCUCUUGUUGGCGAUGAUAGUGGAGUUAGUUCACCUUCCAAGGAAGUGAUAUUUCGUAAUGAUGAUCAGUCUGAUAAAUUUCUAGAGAUGAAAAUCUUGAACGAGGGUUUAGCCGUCCCGCCAAGUAACGAAGAGGCUGAAAAGCUGGUCCCCAUGGUUCAAGUGUUGAGGUCUCAGAUUUUGAAAUUUGAAAACACGACAUCUCAAGAACCGGCUACAGUGGUUGGCUCUCAAGGUGAAAUAGGUGUGAAAGUGGAGUCUUCUGAAUUGACUGAGACUGAUGCUGCAAAAAAUGAGGAGGUUUGUAUAUGUUUGUGCCACUACGCUUCUAUUAGCUCAUGCAAUCCGAAUCAUAAACAGUCCAUGAACUCUACUUUGAUGGAGAACUCCACAGAAGUGAAGGAUGGUGCACCAGCUCCAGAUCUGAAUGAUACUCUUGGAGAUGCGGCUCGUAGAGAUUCGUUAGCAGUCGUAGGCAGUAUUGACACUUGUAUAGUCGGCAGGAAAUUCAGCGUGGAAGUUGCCUGUAAAGAGGGAAUGGAACUUACUUUCGUAAGAGAUGGAGACAAUCCUAAGGAUUCCAAUGCUAUCAAGGUCCUUACAUUAGACGAGUUGGAUCUGGGUUAUCUUCCAAGGCAAGUUGCACUUCAUCUUUCUGUUCUCCUCGACAAAGAAUUAGGGUAUCUGAAGGGCUUCGUAUUGACACCUCCGGAAGACGAUUUUGACGCAGUACCAAUACAAAUUAGCUUCGUGAAGAAAUUUUUUGAGGCUAUACAUGAAGAGUUAAUUAACAAGUGCUGGCAGGGGGUUGUGGCCGCAAGCUUGGUCGCCCCAAGACGUAUUAAGUACGAAGCCAAUUUUCUUCGUCUGCUCCAAACUGUCUUGGAGCGUGACAGCCACUUGUUCAAUCCUGAAGAAUUUGCUUUUUUGAGCUCCUUCUCAGCUAUGUCUGGUGAUGCGCAAAGACUCUUUAUUCAUUUGUAUCAACGUAAAGGUCCUUGGUUUCGCUUCAAUAAUCUGAGUUAUUCAGAUGUUGCUGAUAUGGAGUCAUCUGUUCAGGAGCUUACUGCUGCUGGAUACAUGAAUACAUCUGAAACACUAGCUGAUGGCUCUGACACCGAAGUAAGGGAGGUUACAGAGGUUCUAAGUGUCAUGGAGCUGAGACAACUUGUGUGUACAGCACAAUUGAAGAAUAAGAAAGAGGUUGCGAAUGCAAGAAAAGAAGAACUUGUUAGCUGGGUUUCCUCUGGUAUUCUUGCUAAAGAUCAGGUUUCAGCUCGUGGGAGCUGCAGUGGUAUUGUUGUGAAGAAUAUGAUGCUGAAUUUGGUUGGACCUUGCAUUCGGGUUUCUGAUGAUGCGGUAUUCUUGCUCUGGAGAUUGCAGAGACUUUUCUUCUUGAAUGGAGAUCAGGAGCUUUCUUCUUUUCUGUUGGUGGACAUGGGAAUGGUGAAAUACCCUGAAUACAGAUGCAAUCGAAAGAUGCCCAUUUUUGCAACCCGUGAGGGAUUGCUUGAGUAUGAGAAGGCACUGGAAGUUGCACAAGCUAUGGAUAUGGCUCUUGAAGUGAACGAUAUGCCCAUAGUACUGACUUUUUUAGAGAAAUCUCGGACAUUUUUACGUCAGGAUCGAAGCAGCAACGAGUCACUGAGAAAUGAUUGCCCUUCUUUUCUUUACCGCUUCACGGCUGCUCGUGUGUAUUCAACAAUUUGUACUUUGGGUGUUUCAAUACUUGAACGAGAGCACAGAUACGGAGAGGCAGUGGAAUAUUUGAAGGAAUUGCUCUCUUCGUGCACACGAUCAGGUAGGCGAGGGUAUUGGACUGUUCGACUGUCAGUCGACUUGGAACACCUUGGCCGAAAGGAAGAGAGUCUUCAAGUGGCGGAAAUGGGUGUUAACGACCCUUCAAUCAGGGGUGGAGAUCUUGUAGCGUUGCAGAGACGGGUUGUCCGUCUUAGCAAGCCUCCUCGAAGGUGGAAAAAACCACCAUAUGCUGAUGCUUUGGAACUGAAGGUUGAGGAGGUCCAAAUAAGGGGUCGCCCGUUGAAUUGUACUAUAGGAAUGAAGAGCCGGUUUUAUGGUUUCGACGGUCAACAAUGUGGAGUGGAGGAACUGGCUUUACAGCACUAUGCAAGUGAAGAAGGAGGUGGUUGGCAAGGAAUGCAUUCAGAAGGUGGGAUCUGGAUGACACUCUUUGGGCUACUUAUGUGGGAUAUUAUAUUUGCCGACGUACCCGAUGUCUUCCAGACUCCGUUUCAGACAGCCCCACUAGAUCUGAAUACCCGUUCCUUUUUUACAUCGAGACAAUCCAUCAUUGAAAAGCGCCUUGAAGAAAUUCGGCAAGGUUGUGCAGUUGUGCUGCUUGCGGAAUGCUGGUCCAAGUACCAUGGCACCUGCUGUCGGGGUAUCAACUGGCAUAGAUAUUCUCUUGAGAAUCUUCAAAUUAUUGCUGCUUGUGUUGGAGGAUCUGGUUUGUCUGCACUCAUUCGACUUCUCUGUCAAGAUCAUGCUGGAUACUCAGCAGGGAUGCCGGAUCUUCUCCUUUGGCGAACUUAUAAGGAACCAAGUCAACUGAGAAGAGCCGGUUCCGUCAUGGAUUGUCGAAGUUGUGAUUGUAGUCAAGAGACAGAUUCUUUGGAAUUGGAAAAUAUUGUAAAUUCGGAGGAAACAAAAAGACCUGAAAAAACAAAGGGGCAUGUGUUGCGAGGAGAAGCAAAACUUGUGGAGGUCAAAGGACCUCGAGAUCGACUCUCAGAACAACAACGUGCUUGGAUAGUCGUCCUGCUGAAUGCAGGCUUGUCGGUCCAGGUAUGCAAAGUCUUUGAGACUUUAGAAAACUAAUUGAUAAUUAGCAGUUGCUGCAUGAGAGUGUUUGCUCAGAUGCAACCAGUAACAGAGUCACUUGCAUCUUUUAUGCAAGUCAUACUUUAUGGACCGAGUCCUAGAUCAGAUUCAUUCAAUUGUUGGGAUCUCAGGAGCUUGAAAACAAAAUGGCAUUAGCAGAAUAUUUCAUUGCUGGGUGAGCAACUCGCGCUUAUUUAUUUUUCUUGCAACUAUUUUGGUGUGAAGCUUACAUUGUUAUUAUCUCGUAACAAAUUUAUUAUCUUGGUUCGAUUUUAAUCGAUCCUUCAAACGCAUUCAUGCUCA
Messenger RNA from Physcomitrium patens, 4102 nucleotides. Its product is annotated as fanconi-associated nuclease 1 homolog. Gene Ontology annotation, cellular component: nucleus. NCBI's taxonomy places the organism in Eukaryota, Viridiplantae, Streptophyta, Bryopsida, Funariales, Funariaceae. The record is from RefSeq and is a predicted model, not a curated record. Gene Ontology annotation, biological process: interstrand cross-link repair. Gene Ontology annotation, molecular function: flap-structured DNA binding; 5'-flap endonuclease activity; zinc ion binding.